Amoebophrya sp. A25 is the source of this 2260-nucleotide messenger RNA. The record is from the annotation of a GenBank genome assembly. NCBI's taxonomy places the organism in Eukaryota, Dinophyceae, Syndiniales, Amoebophryaceae.
AGGACGUCUUGUUCUCCCUGGUGCUCCAGUUGUUCAACAUCUGCCUCUGCUUAUCCAAGUUGAUGUACUCAGCGUGUCUUCACACCAUUUUUCUUCUUGCUGUAGCUGAUUUAUUUUUCUUAAGCUCUUGUAUGUAACUCUUGCUGUGGUUACAACUUAUUUAUAAGCUCUUAUAACUCAUACUUUGUCCUCGUCCCAUCUAGUACUCAGCUUCAUCCGACCAUUCUUUCUCUUUUGAUGUUCUUACUUCACUGCAAUUACUAAAUACUACUGGUUGUUCCGUAUAACUCAGCUUCAACAUCCACGGACCAUUCUGUGUACCAUUCUUCUUUGUGCCAGUCUUCGUUGUAGUUUUUUUCGUCUUGUGCGUGGGAUAGACAAAGACAAAAGAUGCAGGUGCAGGCCCAUCAUCUCGAUGAAGAGGAAUUGCCGCGAGGCGCCAUAUGCUGUUGGAAUCCAGAUAAUCAGAGCGGAUGCUGCGGAUGCGAUAAAAGUGUGGAACCCUCGUUUAAGGCUUAAGUAAUUCCUCGUUGACUAGUUUUCUAUGACUAGCUUUCUUUUUUAUGCUACGAUGAUGUUGAAGAUGACUACCAACCUAGUGAAUGUUGUUGCUCAGGUAUCUUGAUAAGUGAACAUGCCAACGCCGAAACCACUAAGCCAACUGCGCAGUUGGCUUAGUGGUUUCGGCGUUGGCCUGUUCACUUAUCAUAUCUUUUUCUAUAUAUAGGUUGUGAUUGAUUUGAGUGGUGGUGUACCACGGUAAAUAAAUUGAAUUGACUGAAUAAUAAUUUAUUCUACUAGAAGUCCUGAUCUAGAGCAAGUUAGUUCUCGGUCCUCUUACUGAAGUCCUCUUACUGAAGAUUACUCUAAUUUGAACUUGCCGAGAUGGUGUUGUGCGGAAUGCGUGUACCCAAACUACGUGGGUUGCAACACUUUUGCUAUCGUCUGUAUUUUAUUUUUUGCGCUGCCCUCUCACUCAUAUUUAUGGUUUACAACAACUUUGAUUUUAUAUAUAUAUUAGAAUGGAAGAUGAAGGACUUUACAAGAAUAAUGAUUUUGAUUACUUUCUUACUUGUUGGAUACUUACUUUAUUGUUUACCAAUUCUAGUCCUACCACUUCUACGAUGUAAUUCAUUGAAUCCACGCUACGACAAUCAUUGUGAUGAAACCACUUCUACCGCAUGACCUUGACAGUGGUGGUCUUCACACUGAUCCCUUUUGGCGCACUUAUCCCACGCAUCUACGUUGCCUGCAUCUGGAAAGUUCCGCUUUGGGGAAUCCAUUAUCACCGAAAAAUGAUCGCCGUCGUCGGACCGCCCAUGAUGGUGCAACAACAGCCGGGAAUGUUAAGGCAUCUUCGGACAUCUUCUGAUUCCAUCCGACUCCUGCCCUUCUUACCUACCUUAUCCUACUGUAGUCCCACAUCGGUCCUCCUGAUGGACAUCUUGGUCAGUAGAUGGUCCAGGAGAGACGUUUUCAAGCGGAAAACGGAUCCAGGAUGGUCCUCAGGAGAGAUAUGGGUGAGCUCUAAGAAUGGUGAUGCAGCAACAGCCGGGAAUGGUGAUGCAGCAACAACCGGGAAUGGUGAUGCAGCAACAGCCGGAGAUGGUGAUGCAACAAGAACAACAGCAGCCAUAUUACGGCGCAACUACUCAGUGAGACUGACAAUCUUCUAAGAAAGUCGCCGUUGGCUUAAAGCACAUAAAUUGGAAAACUGACCGGUUAGACUAGGUUUACCCCAACACAAAAUCACAAUCUUUCAAAGUUGUCGUGGCUCCUGUCAGCCAUUGAGCACGCUUAAUAUACCAGAGUUUAGGAUCAAAAUGUUGCAGUUAUGAAUUUAAGUAUAGAAGAUGGCAGUGGCAGCGGUUGAGAUGUGAAGUGACAUACAACAUAAUUAAAGAUAUAAAAAUUGAUGACAAAAUUCUUGUAAUAAUUGACCACCACCAUAAUUAAUGAUAUUAUUGAUGUACGACGACCGGCGGGUAGUACCCACGCAAGAAAAGAUACAGAAUUGCAAUUAAUGAUCAGCUCAACAUGGAAAUAAAAAUAAUAUGUACUCAGAAGAAGAAAUCAUAUUUUUUAUUCGAUGUAGAGUAGAAUCACCCAUAACCUAACUUAGGUUAACGCACUUGAUAAUUAUUUCACGACAAGAACAUCAGCCUAGGACCUCCAUUUCACGACAUUCAGCCAGUAUUGUUGGAAUAGAAAGCCGAAUACGCUGUGGGUCUUGGGCUUUGUCUCCAAAUUUUUAGGUGAU